Messenger RNA from Metarhizium robertsii ARSEF 23, 894 nucleotides. Its product is annotated as serine/threonine protein kinase. The record is from RefSeq and is a predicted model, not a curated record. The coding region runs from base 1 to 894 and encodes 297 amino acids. The transcript is spliced from 4 exons. Lineage: Eukaryota; Fungi; Ascomycota; Sordariomycetes; Hypocreales; Clavicipitaceae.
AUGGAUAAGCGCCGGUACACGCAAAUCGGCCAAAGUUAUCUGGAAGAAAACUCUGCAAAUUCAGUUUCUGGGAGAGAGCCCGUGUCGGCCGCCAACUACGGCCAGCCACGGACCACCGGGCCUCAGCCCGGGAGACACAGUAAGGGUAACGCCGUGGCAGUUCGGGACCGGGUUGGGAAAGGGGGCAACGAGACUUGGCGCAACUAUAAAGAAAUCUACUACCUUCCGGACAGAGAGAUAUCGUUGGUGAUUUCUAGUAAUAACCGCCGUGUCCAUUUACGAAAGCUGGAUUUGAGAGCAGAAUCUUUAGCUCGUUUUGAAAUCGGUCGCGAUUCCAGCGCUGAAUCCAACAUUGUUGAGGUCGUGAGUGUAUUCGAUGUCUCGGGUCUUCACUAUAUCGUCCUGGAGGAGAUGCAAAUAAGCCUCAACCAUGUCGUGCAGUGUGCUCUCUAUCCGACGAACUCCGAACUGGUCGCUAUCCUGGUACAAAUCUUAGAUGGGCUAGUGUUUCUUGCGGAGCACAAUUUAGGACACGGGCGCCUUGACUGCCACACUAUCCUUGCAAACCUGCAAGGCCAUAUUAAACUUGCAAAUCAGGAAUACUUCCAAGAAAUGACACAGGAGAUUGGCGUGUCAAACGCGAGGGCUUUGCACAAAAUCGCACUAAGGCUGAUGUAUAAAGAUGAUCCACAUAUUAAAGAUCAACGUCGCUGGCAAAGUUUCCACAAUUUUGUUGACCAUGCCGCAUCAUCCGACUCUGCAGUCAAACUCCGCAAGGAAGGUGUUUUGAGCUCUCGCUGGACAAAGGAGUCACUCAUGGCACUUUUUGCUUUGGCUGAGGUGAAUAGUAAGCGACUUUACAGGGAGAUUUCAGAGGAACCCGGAAAGAGUUAA